Molecule: messenger RNA, 993 nt
Organism: Beauveria bassiana ARSEF 2860
Lineage: Eukaryota; Fungi; Ascomycota; Sordariomycetes; Hypocreales; Cordycipitaceae
Product: oxidoreductase, 2OG-Fe(II) oxygenase family
Exons: 3
Coding region: 1-993 (330 amino acids)
Molecular function (GO): dioxygenase activity
Source: RefSeq, a predicted model, not a curated record
AUGACAUUUACACAAGAAAACAGCAUCGACUCGCCCAGCAGGGCACUGCUACGCACCAUCACUUGCUCCGAGCUACAGAAUGAGGUCCCGCGAGCACUUGGCGAGCUUCUCCACGCUGCAACAGAAGAUGGUAUUUUUUAUUUGAAGUUUGACGACGGUGACAAGAGAAACUGGAGUCGAAGCAUCGAGGGUGUGGACCGUCUGAGUCGCGACAUCUUUGACUUGUCUACUGAAGAGAAGCUGCUCUUUGACAUUGACUCGAUGGGAAAGCUCAAGCUCAAUGGAUAUAAGCCAAUUGGCAGAAACAAGGGCGGCAUAGAUGGCCAUCGAGAUGGCUUCGAAAGCUACGCUAUAUCUCAGAAUACCAUAAACAUGAUGCCAGGACUGGCAGUUCGCCAUCCUGGUGUAGUGUAUAAGCACCAAGAAGCGUUGACGCAACUGACCUCCAACUGCCUGGACAUGACGCAGCUUGUAUUCAAGGCGCUGUCCAGGGCAUUUGGGCUCCCGGCCGACGACUCGUUCGAGUCUCGCCACCACGAGUCUGCGACAUCAUCCCUUGAUCUCCUCCGCCUGCUCAAGUAUCCCAAUGCGAUGGGAGACGGCGAGUUUAGCAUUCCACAGCUGGCUCACGCCGACAUGGGCUCUCUCACAUUUCUCUUCACAUCGUCGCCGGGGCUGCAGAUCCUGCCACCAGGCACCGAGUCGUGGCGCAACGUGCUGCCCAUGCCCGGCCACGCCAUUGUAAACUUUGGCGACGCCAUCAAAAUCCUCAGCGGCGGCAAGAUUGAGAGCGUCGUACACCGGGUUGUCACUAUGCCGGGAAAGCAAGUUCGGGAUAGGUACAGCUUUGCUUUUCUGGUGCGGCCUGGGGUGUCUGCGCAAAUUUCGACUCUGGCGUCUGUUGCCGGUCAAGAGAGCGAAAAUGGCAUGGCGUCGCCCAUGACCUGCGAGGAAUGGGUCUCGAUGAGAUUCAGUCAGCUGCGAGCAAAGUAG